Messenger RNA from Acanthopagrus latus (yellowfin seabream), 4863 nucleotides. Its product is annotated as protein NLRC3-like. Gene Ontology annotation, molecular function: protein binding. Lineage: Eukaryota; Metazoa; Chordata; Actinopteri; Spariformes; Sparidae. The record is from RefSeq and is a predicted model, not a curated record.
UUCAUGUCAGAUUUCUUCUCUUGUCUCCGGCUAUGACUCAUGUUAUCUGAAUGUUUCUGUCUCACAUCGGUUUGACACAGUUAAUCGUCGAUGUACAAGCUGGUUGAAAGUGACAGUUGUUCAGGAUCAACUGCACAUGGGCUUUUUUGUUUGUUUGUUUUAGCAGAGGACGUUUGAACGGAGGUUGUUCGAGCUUUCUGUUUUUCAGAAAAUACUUGAAAAGAGUUCACAAACAGGGCUGAUUACAGUUCAAGUACAGGUGUGGACUCCUUGUGAGGAUGAAUGAGACAGAGGAGGAGGUCCAUCUCUCUGCAGCUACUCUGUGUGAGGAACAUGACGGCCAUACCGGAGCUCAGAGGGUUCACCAGCAGAGGGCGGACUCUCCUUCACCCAGCGGGGUGUCCAUGAAGAGUGACUGUUCCAUGAUUGAGCCUGUUACCUUCAAGGAUGAAGAAAAGGUUCACCAGCAGAGACCAGACUCUCCUGCACCCAGCGGUGUGUCCAUGAAGAGUGACUCAUCCAUGAUUGAGCCUGUUACCUUCAAGGAUGAAUACUUCUCUGACAAAGACAGGGUUCACCAGCUGACAGCAGACUCUCCUGUACCCAGCAGUGUGUCUAUGAAGAGUGACCAGUCCAUGAUUGAGCCGGUUACCUUCAAGGAUGAAGGCCACUCUGAUAAAGAAAAAGUGCAACAGAUUCCUGGUUGUCAGCAACAUCCAACAGACCUGGACUCCAUAUUCAAGCAUCUUGAAGAGAACAUCGCCACCUUUGUGAAGAAUGAGCUAAAGAAGUUCCAGAAGGCUCUAAGUCCAGAUUACCCAGGCUGCUUCGAGAGGCAGAGUGAAGAUGAGGAGGUAUGGGGUGGUGGGGAGGAAGAGCAGAGGAGGAGCAGCAGUGAGGCACUCCUGAAGAUCACACUACACUUCCUGAGGAGGAUGAAGCAGGAGAAGCUGGCUGACUGUCUGCAGAGCAGAUCCAAUGUUGCAGUUUGUCAGCAUCAACUCAAAUCUAACCUGAGGAAGAAGUUUCGGUCUGUGUUUGAGGGGAUCGCUAAAGCUGGAAACCAAACCUUUCUGAAUGAGAUCUACACAGAGCUCUACAUCACAGAGGGAGGGACGGGACACCUCAAUGAUGAACAUGAGGUCAGACAGAUUGAAGCAGUGUCCAAGAAACCAGCCAGACCUGAAACAGCAAUCAGACAUGAUGAUAUCUUUAAACCCUCCCCUGGAAGAGAUGAACCAAUCAGAAAAGUGAUGACAAAAGGAGUGGCUGGCAUCGGGAAAACAGUCUUGACACAGAAGUUCACUUUGGACUGGGCUGAAGACAAAUCCAACUGGGACAUAGAGUUCACAUUUCCAUUCACCUUCCGCGAGCUGAAUGGGCUGAAGGAGAAAAAGUACAGCCUGGUCGAACUUGUUCAUCACUUCUUCACUGAGAUCAAAGAUGCAGGAAUCUGCAGGUUUGAAGACUUCAGGGUCGUGUUCAUCCUUGAUGGACUGGACGAGUGUCGUCUUCCUCUGGACUUCUGCAACACUGAGAUCCUCACAGAUACCACAGAGUCCACCUCAAUUGGUGUGCUGCUGACAAACCUCAUCCGGGGGAAGCUGCUUCCCUCUGCUUGCCUCUGGUUAACCACACGACCUGCAGGAGCCAAUCAGAUCCCUGUUGAGUGUGUUGACAUGGACAGAGGGUUCACUGAUGAACAAAAGGAGGAGUACUUCAGGAAGAGAUUCAGAGAUGAGGAGCAGGCCAACAGGAUCAUCUCCCACAUCAAGACAUCACGAAGCCUCCACAUCAUGUGCCACAUCCCAGUCUUCUGCUGGGUCACUGCUACAGUUCUGGAGGAUGUGAUGAAGACCAGAGAGGAAGAAGUGCUACCUAAGACCCUCACUGAGAUGUACAUCCACUUCCUGGUGGUUCAGUCCAAGCUGAAGAAUGUCAAGUAUGAUGGAGGAGCUGAGACGGAUCCACACUGGAGUCCAGAGAGCAAGAAGAUGAUCAUGUCUCUGGGAAAACUGGCUUUUGAGCAGCUGCAGAAAGGCAACCUGAUCUUCUAUGAAUCAGACCUGAUAGAAUGUGGCAUCGACAUCAGAGCAGCCUCAGUGUACUCAGGAGUGUUCACACAGAUCUUUAAAGAGGAGAGAGGACUGUACCAAGACAAGGUGUUCUGCUUCGUCCAUCUGAGCGUUCAGGAGUUUCUGGCUGCUCUUCAUGUCCAUCUGACGUUCUUUUGCUCUGGUGUCGAUCUGCUGUCAGGACAGCCAUCAGCCCUCUGGUGGUUGAAAAUAUUCAGAUACAAACCCUAUCCAAUACAACUCUACCAGAGCGCAGUGACCACAGCCUUACAGAGUCUAAAUGGACACCUGGACUUGUUCCUCCGUUUCCUCCUGGGUCUCUCACUGCAAACCAAUCAUACUCUUUUACAAGGUCUGACUACACACACAGGAAAUAUCUCACAGACUAAUCAGGAAACAGUCGGGUACAUCAAGAAGAAGAUCAGCGAGAACCUGUCUCCAGAGAGAAGCAUCAAUCUGUUCCACUGUCUGAAUGAACUGAAUGAUCAUUCUCUAGUGGAGGAGAUCCAACAGUACCUGAGUUCAGGAAGUCUCUCCACAGAUGAACUGUCUCCGGCUCAGUGGUCGGCUCUGGGCUUCAUCUUACUGUCGUCAGAGAAAGAUCUGGAAGUGUUUGACCUGAAGAAAUACUCUGCUUCUGAGGAGGUUCUGCUUAGGCUGCUGCCGGUGGUCAAAGGCUCCACCCAGGCUCUGCUGAGUGGGUGUAAUCUGUCAGAGAGAAGCUGUGAAGCUCUCUCCUCAAUUCUAAGAUCCCAGUCCUCCAGCCUGAGGGAGCUGGACCUGAGAAACAACAACCUACCGGAUUCAGGAGUAAAGCUGCUGUUGGCUGAACUGGAGAGUCCAAACUGUACACUGGAGACCCUCAGGCUGACUGGCUGUAAUUUGUCACAGAAGAGCUGUGAAGCUUUGGCGUCAGUUCUCAGCUCUCAGUCCUGUAGUCUGAGAGAGCUGGACCUGAGUAACAACGAACUGCAGGAUUCAGGAGUGAAGCUACUCUCUGCCGGACUGGGCAGUCUGCACUGUACACUGGAGACUCUCAGACUUUCAGGCUGUUUGAUCACAGGGAAACACUGUGUUUCUCUGGCCUCAGCUCUGAGAUUAAACCCCUCCCAUCUGAGAGAACUGGACCUGAGUUACAAUCACCCAGGAGACAUAGGAGAGAAGCUGCUAUCGGCUGGUUUGGAGGAUCCACACUGGAGACUGGAGACUCUCAGGGUGGAACACUCUGGAUGGGUGAGGUUGAAACCUGGUGUCAGGAAAUGGGCCUGUGAACUCACAGUGGACACAAACACAGUAAACAGACUCCUCAGACUGACCGACAACAACAGGAAGGUGACAGCAGUGAAAGUGAAGCAGCCGUACCCUGAUCACCCAGAGAGGUUUAACUGCUGGGAGCAGCUGCUGUGCAGAGAUGGUCUGACCGGUCGCUGUUACUGGGAGGUCGAGUGGAGAGGAAUGGUUUAUGUAUCGGUGUCUUACAAAGGAAUCAUAACAAAAAGAAACAGAGCUGAGAGCUGGUUUGGAGGGAAUAAUCAGUCCUGGAGUCUGGAGUGCUCAGAUGAUUUUGCUGUCUAUCACAAUAAAAAAAAGACAAGCCUCCCUCCCUCCUCUGACUCUGACUCUGACUCCAACAGAGUGGCAGUGUAUUUGGACUAUCCUGCUGGCACUCUGUCCUUCUACAGAGUCUCCUCUUACACACUGAUCCACCUCCACACCUUCAACACCACUUUCACUGAACCUCUUUAUCCCGGGUUCUGGUUAUGGUCAGCCGGUUCCUCAGUGUCUCUGUGUGAGCUGUAGGAGGGAGAGUCGCUUCAUGUGUAGAGAAACAAUCACACUGCUAAUAAACACACACACACACACACUAAUUCAUAAUAAGUUGUCUUUAAGUGUCAAAAAGCCUAAUUUCAUGUUAUUUGCUGGGAAAAACGGAGCACAACAAUUAGCAAAUUAAACUUUUCUACAUUUCUAACUUAUCCGUUCAAAAUACUUUCUAAAAUGAUUGUACCAAGUGUACCUCACUUUUUUUUAAACUGCAGUUGCUGACUACUUUUUAGAUUAGUUUUCUUUGAUAUUGUUUUUUUCAUAACUCAGAUUCCAUAAUUACCCAUUUAGACAGGCUAGUUAUCGUCAUGUUUCUUUGUAGGAAACAUCCCCAGGGUCAGUUUUCUAUCAAACAUCAUGGAAUGUAAAAUGUUUAAUACUGGAUUCUCCAGUGUCAUUGUCUGUAUACAAGAAGAUUUUAAAAUACUUUGUUGUCAAAACUAUUUUAUGUGGACCACUAAUGUUCACUGUUGAUGUUCAUACUGCCAAUGUGACAGUUAAUCUACAUAUAAAUGUAACACUAUAGUAGUACUGUGAAUUUGUGUUAAUGCUAGUAUUUAAAAUGUAUUGAUUGAGUUGACGGUGUCUUUUUGAUGUUUUCAUAUAAUCCAGUGGAGGUGUCUACCACAUCAUCACAUGUACUUUUUCUAUUUUUUUAUCACGACAUGUGUUUUUAUAUUCAUCUAUGUGAAACAAACUUAAACAUUGUCAGGAAAUGACUCAGAAAAAAAAAUGAAAUACCAUAAUGUUUCUUUGCACUUCUUGUACUGUCUCAACACAGAAAAGCAGAGUUAUAUUCAGACUCUGUUGUAUACGUUUAUGCAGUUAGCCAGUGAUGUUUCUAUUAUUCUGUAUACUUGUUGUGCACUAUGAGGACAUUUUUUCCUCGUUUUGUUGUUGGUUCUCACGGCCCCUGUGGGCAGAAGUUGUAUUGUCAGCACCUCCUCCUGCAAUAAACAUCUUA